Molecule: messenger RNA, 895 nt
Organism: Morone saxatilis (striped sea-bass)
Lineage: Eukaryota; Metazoa; Chordata; Actinopteri; Moronidae
Gene: jmjd6
Product: jumonji domain containing 6, arginine demethylase and lysine hydroxylase
Biological process (GO): phagocytosis
Cellular component (GO): nucleus; cytoplasm
Molecular function (GO): histone H4R3 demethylase activity; P-TEFb complex binding
Source: RefSeq, a predicted model, not a curated record
GCGGGUGGUGGCACGUAGUCCUCAACCUGGACACGACAAUCGCCGUCACUCAGAACUUCGCCAGCACGACCAACUUCCCCAUCGUGUGGCACAAAACGGUCCGCGGGCGACCCAAACUCUCCAGGAAGUGGUACCGUGUCUUGAAGCAGGAGAGACCUGAUAUGGCAGCUCUGGCAGACAAAGUGGACCUUCAGGAGUCGACGGGAAUCGCGUCCGACAGCUCCAGUGACUCCUCGUCAUCCUCCUCCAGCUCCUCCGACUCCGACUCCGACGCAGAGUCGGGCUCCGAGGGCGACGCCAUGUCCCACCGCAGGAAGAAGAGACGGACCUGCGCCAUGACGGCCAACGGGGACACCAGCAGCCAGGACGACUGCGUCAGCAAGGAGAGGAGCUCGUCGCGGUGACCUCCGGCCUCCAGAGGCGACUCCUCCGCUCGCCAACGCAGACACGACCGCUUCUAGUCUAGUUUAGGUGAAGGGACACGAUGGCGGCGGCCGGCGAGGAGCGAGUCGUAGUUUGGGGAGGGGGGGGCUGCUGGAGACCUGCCACCACUGUGCUUUUCAACACCAAUCAGUAUGUUUGUCUGUAGCUUCUGUAGUGUGAGGACAUUUUAACCAGUAACGGACUGGUGAGGGGGAUUCUGGGAACCUGCUGUGGGCUUUGAAAGUCUCCGAGCUGCUUUCUGAUGUGAGUUUGUGGAGAAAUGGGAAUAUUUGUAAAAGUUGUGACACAUUGAGCCACCAGAGUCUGGCCUUGUGCAGCGGUGCAGGUUUCUGUAUCUGGAUCAGGAUCACUCGGACCUUCUAGUUUCACACACCGGUUCAGAAAGAGCAGAUCGCACCAGACAGAGACAGUUUGACUCUCUGCUCUCCGUACUGGUGUCUCUGAACCCGAA